AAGUUAUAAUUAAGAGUGUGGCAGGCCUCGCUGGAGGCGGUGGAUGCAGGACUGCCAAGAUGGUGAUAGCCGGAGCCACCACACUCUGGGUGGCGUCACAGAUACUGCGUCCAUGUUUGACACUGUCUAUGGUGGACUGUGGAUGGAGGUGUGACGCAUUAGGGCAGCAGAACAGGCGGUCUGCUGCAUGGAGGAAGACACUCUACAGACGGAAUUAGACUUCACUACGUGGCGUUGAGUGUUUUUCAAACGUGGGUGUCUUAUCUUUAGCAGCACCUGAAGGCAGCACGGAGGGGGCGCAGCGCGCUGACGUCACAGGACUGACUGUACGUGCCUCUGCUUCAGCUCAGAAGAAGUCACCACGCUCAGUCAGCCAGUUAUCACCGUGCAUCCAUGUUGCAUGUCCGCGGAGGAGAGCAGACACCCUGCGGCAAAUCCCACAGGAGGCUCCGGGUGCUCGCUGCUGCUGCCCGCGUCGUCUCCUGAACUCUUCGUGCUUUCCUCAUUCUUCUCCUUGUUUAUUUCGCCUUUCUGAGUGUCCUCUCCUCACUGAGCACCGGGGGAUGGGGGAAUGAUCAUCACCGACUCCCCUCCGCCGCCUUCUCUUCCUCCUCCUGCUCUUCCUUCAGUCGGUCUCCGUGUCCCCCGUCAGUCGUCGGAGCUCUGGCCAGGAUGCGGGCCCCGCUGCUCGGCCAGGUUGCGGUGUUUGCGGCCCUGUUGGCGCUGAGCACCUGCUUGACAGGAACUCAUCUGUGCCCUCGGAGUUUAGACUGUGCCCAGGCAGGGCGGCACUUCUGCCAGCCGGGCAGCUCACACUGCGGCCCCUGCCUUCACCACCUGGUAGAGAACUCCCAUGGCCGUUGUGUGGUCAAGAGGAGGCACGCUCCUCACCCUGCUCAGUCCAUUAAAGGUAAGGUUAGCACCUAUCCUGAGCUGGACGAGGAGAUCGACUUUCUCUCUGCCAUCAUCAGUGAACAGAGAACUGUGUCCAGGCUGCCAGCUUCACCCUUCCAGGACAUAUCCAAAUCCAUGCAGCUCAGUCAGUCCGGGCCCGCCCACGGAGCAUCAACUACAGAGCAGCCCACGAAGGCAGCAGUGUUCACCACCACUGUGGCUUCACCUACCCCAACCACUACUACCACCGCCACCACCACUACUACCACUACCACAAACCACACACCGGCUCUCCUCGACGAUCCCAUCAUCCUCCCUUACCCGUCCAAUGACAGUGUCUUCAUCAUCAUGAGCAGCGUCUUCAUCGUAGCUGGUUCGCUGGCUUUGAUCAUUGCAGGGGCCUGCUGGGUCAGAUUGCAGAAAGGUGUGCAUCUAACUCAGAAGGUGGACUACCCUGUAUAUGGACUGAUGAGAGCCCAAACCUUUGACAGUUUGCCUGGGGACAAGAAGCUGGCCCACAGUGCCCAAAUGUACCACUACCAGCACCAGAAGCAGCAGAUGCUCUCCCUGGAGAAACACAGGGCUGAGCCAAAAGUUCCCGACUCAGGAGCAUCAACAGAUGAGGAGAACGAGGACGGAGAUUUCACAGUGUAUGAGUGUCCUGGAUUGGCACCUACGGGGGAAAUGGAGGUGAAGAACCCGCUGUUUGACGACUCCACCCUUUACUUUCAGAGGUUCCACAAGUAAACCUGGACUGGAGAAUGCAGUACUUCUGGUGUACAAGUAGUUCAAUUUACACAUAUAUAAACACACUCCACACAGUGCUGUGCUCAGCCCAAGCCUUUUAACAGACAGGAUGGAGCGUGUAAGGUACACGGAGGAGGAAGAUGAUAAGGAGUGAGGCAUUCAUGGACAUUUAAAAGGACGUCAGUGUGUUUGUUGUUUGAAGCAGGACUGAAUCUGGGACCAAUUUCUCCUGUUUUUAUUUUGUCAUCACUUUUUCAUAUUUCUGUUCACAAAAAUACAAUCAGCCAAUAUCAAAGAACCCAGAAUCUCUUCUGUCAGGUAGCAGACAUGCAUAUUGAUAUCAGUACAAAGACAUGAUUAUCCACGUUUAUUCAUCAGUAAAAACUUUCAUUCUUUCUUGAGUUCUCACUUUAAGCGCUGGUUUCAUUUAAGUAUUUUUAAAAAGAAAUGUGAUUUUAAUAUUUCCUGAACACACCUCCAUGGAGCACCGUGAUCUUCUUUAUAAGUAUGGUAUGUAACCAUCGUGUCUAGUUCCUCUAUGCAUGAAUUGAUGAUGCUGUGUUAUGAAACAUGAGAGUCAAUAUGCAUUUACAACUUUACAAGUUUCUUGUGCAAACUUGCUACUGAUAAUAAAUAAAUAAAUAAAUGUAUAUAUG
Larimichthys crocea (large yellow croaker) is the source of this 2297-nucleotide messenger RNA. It is a transcript of the gene npdc1b, whose product is annotated as neural proliferation, differentiation and control, 1b. The record is from RefSeq and is a predicted model, not a curated record. Gene Ontology annotation, cellular component: membrane. The transcript is spliced from 9 exons. NCBI's taxonomy places the organism in Eukaryota, Metazoa, Chordata, Actinopteri, Sciaenidae. Bases 673 to 1641 code for a protein of 322 amino acids.